Messenger RNA from Procambarus clarkii (red swamp crayfish), 1203 nucleotides. NCBI's taxonomy places the organism in Eukaryota, Metazoa, Arthropoda, Malacostraca, Decapoda, Cambaridae. The record is from RefSeq and is a predicted model, not a curated record.
AUGAGCGGGGUGCAAGCUGAGAAUGCUGACCUGCAGAAGCAACCACGCACGCAACAACCACCCUUGGUGAUCCUGGCCCUAGAGGUGUGUCCACACUCGCCCCUGCAGGUGUGUCCACACUCGCCCCUGCAGGUGUGUCCACACUCGCCCCUGCAGGUGUGUCCACACUCGCCCCUGCAGGUGUGUCCACACUCGCCCCUGCAGGUGUGUCCACACUCGCCCCUGCAGGUGUGUCCACACUCGCCCCUGCAGGUGUGUCCACACUCGCCCCUGCAGGUGUGUCCACACUCGCCCCUGCAGGUGUGUCCACACUCGCCCCUGCAGGUGUGUCCACACUCGCCCCUGCAGGUGUGUCCACACUCGCCCCUGCAGGUGUGUCCACACUCGCCCCUGCAGGUGUGUCCACACUCGCCCCUGCAGGUGUGUCCACACUCGCCCCUGCAGGUGUGUCCACACUCGCCCCUGCAGGUGUGUCCACACUCGCCCCUGCAGGUGUGUCCACACUCGCCCCUGCAGGUGUGUCCACACUCGCCCCUGCAGGUGUGUCCACACUCGCCCCUGCAGGUGUGUCCACACUCGCCCCUGCAGGUGUGUCCACACUCGCCCCUGCAGGUGUGUCCACACUCGCCCCUGCAGGUGUGUCCACACUCGCCCCUGCAGGUGUGUCCACACUCGCCCCUGCAGGUGUGUCCACACUCGCCCCUGCAGGUGUGUCCACACUCGCCCCUGCAGGUGUGUCCACACUCGCCCCUGCAGGUGUGUCCACACUCGCCCCUGCAGGUGUGUCCACACUCGCCCCUGCAGGUGUGUCCACACUCGCCCCUGCAGGUGUGUCCACACUCGCCCCUGCAGGUGUGUCCACACUCGCCCCUGCAGGUGUGUCCACACUCGCCCCUGCAGGUGUGUCCACACUCGCCCCUGCAGGUGUGUCCACACUCGCCCCUGCAGGUGUGUCCACACUCGCCCCUGCAGGUGUGUCCACACUCGCCCCUGCAGGUGUGUCCACACUCGCCCCUGCAGGUGUGUCCACACUCGCCCCUGCAGAUACCAUUUCCAUACAACCCGACAUACAGGUUUGCUCUACAAACAACCCUAUACAGGCUCUCAGGUUUGCUCAAACAGGAGCAGCUCAUCGAUAUCAUACAGGAGGAACUCAUCGAGAUGGCUCUUGCCACCUUCUGCUAUCCCUGCUUAACCCAAUAA